Colius striatus (speckled mousebird) is the source of this 2119-nucleotide messenger RNA. RefSeq names its product 26S proteasome regulatory subunit 8. Gene Ontology annotation, cellular component: proteasome regulatory particle, base subcomplex. Gene Ontology annotation, molecular function: ATP hydrolysis activity; ATP binding; proteasome-activating activity. Lineage: Eukaryota; Metazoa; Chordata; Aves; Coliiformes; Coliidae. The coding region runs from base 221 to 1456 and encodes 411 amino acids. The transcript is spliced from 12 exons. Gene Ontology annotation, biological process: proteasome-mediated ubiquitin-dependent protein catabolic process. The record is from RefSeq and is a predicted model, not a curated record.
CACCCACCCCACCGCCGCCGGGCGGGAGGAGAGGGAAGGGGACGGAAAGGAGCUCCCUCGGAGGCCCGUUCGCGGCCCGGCCUCGCUCCUCCGGGCCCUUACGGCUCGGCGCCAUCCCGUUUGACCGCACCAACGUGGCGGCCGGGCCGUGGCUGCGCAUGCGCCGGCGGCGGAAGCGGCGCGGCCGCCAUCUCUAGCGGCGGCGGCGGAGCCGGGCCCGAUGCCGGCGGAGAAGAUGGCGGUGGACGGGCCCGAGCAGAUGGAGAUGGAUGAGGGCAAAGGCGGCACCGGGCUGCGGCAGUACUACCUGUCCAAGAUCGAGGAGCUGCAGCUCAUUGUGAACGAGAAGAGCCAGAACCUGCGGCGCCUGCAAGCGCAGAGGAACGAGCUGAACGCCAAGGUGCGCCUGCUGCGGGAGGAGCUGCAGCUGCUGCAGGAGCAGGGCUCCUACGUGGGUGAGGUGGUGAGAGCCAUGGACAAGAAGAAAGUGCUUGUCAAGGUGCACCCAGAGGGGAAGUUUGUGGUGGAUGUGGACAAGAACAUCGACAUUAAUGAUGUGACCCCCAACUGCCGCGUGGCCCUUCGCAACGACAGCUACACCCUGCACAAGAUCCUGCCCAACAAAGUGGACCCUCUGGUGUCCCUCAUGAUGGUGGAGAAGGUCCCAGAUUCCACUUAUGAGAUGAUUGGAGGUUUGGACAAGCAGAUCAAGGAGAUCAAGGAAGUGAUUGAGCUGCCUGUCAAGCACCCCGAGCUCUUCGAGGCGCUGGGGAUCGCCCAGCCCAAGGGGGUGCUGCUCUACGGCCCCCCAGGCACAGGCAAGACCUUGCUGGCCAGGGCUGUGGCUCAUCACACCGACUGCACCUUCAUCCGCGUGUCGGGCUCCGAGCUGGUGCAGAAGUUCAUCGGGGAAGGUGCCCGCAUGGUGCGGGAGCUGUUCGUCAUGGCUCGGGAACACGCUCCCUCCAUCAUCUUCAUGGAUGAGAUCGACUCCAUCGGCUCGUCGCGCCUGGAGGGCGGCUCCGGCGGGGACAGCGAGGUGCAGCGCACCAUGCUCGAGCUCCUCAACCAGCUCGACGGCUUCGAGGCCACCAAGAACAUCAAGGUGAUCAUGGCCACCAACCGCAUCGACAUCCUGGACUCGGCUCUGCUGCGCCCCGGCCGCAUCGACAGGAAGAUCGAGUUCCCCCCUCCCAACGAGGAGGCUCGCCUGGACAUCCUCAAGAUCCACUCGCGGAAGAUGAACCUGACGCGCGGCAUCAACCUGCGCAAGAUCGCGGAGCUCAUGCCCGGCGCCUCGGGGGCUGAGGUCAAGGGGGUGUGCACGGAAGCUGGCAUGUACGCCCUGAGGGAGCGGCGGGUGCACGUCACGCAAGAAGACUUUGAAAUGGCUGUAGCCAAGGUGAUGCAGAAGGACAGUGAGAAGAACAUGUCCAUCAAGAAGCUGUGGAAGUAAGGGUGAGGCUGGGGCUUCUCCUCGGGUUGUGCUGCCUCCAAUAAAGUGCUGCCCUGGCCACACUUGGGACAUGAUUUGGGGGAAGGGAGGGGCUGCAGCCCCCCAGCACACACACACACACAAAGAAGCUGCUGCUAACUGGUUUUAUUAGAAAAUAUCCAAAAUAGACCCAAAAAACCAAAGGUUACAGGAGAGGCAGAGCAGGUACCCCUGAGCCAUACACCCUGGAAUAUGUAAACGCCCCCUCUCCCCUCCCAGCUGCUCUGCCCCGAGGAGCCUCUGGGGUUAAGGCACUUCAAGGGGGGACUGGCACCAUCCCUUCAGCCCCAGCACCGUGCUCCCCCUCUUCCCCAGUAGCUCCAGUUCUCUCCCUGCACCCCCCCACGGCUGUGGCUCAUUGCCCUGCUGUCCUCAGUGCCCCCAGGGACAGAGCUUCUCCCCCUCCCCAGAGCUCACAAGAUGAGUUGUUAAUGAUGUCAAGGAAUGGGGGAGGGAGGGAGAGUAAUCAACUGAUUGUCAACAACUUUCACCCUAAACACCUUGCUUAGCUAUAAACAAGAAGCUUGGGCUGAGCCAGCCCUUGUGAGCCCACCCUGAAGCAACUGCAUGGCUGGAGGCCAUGAGUGCAGCAGGAGAGGAACUCAAUAUAUUAACUGUACAAAA